Molecule: messenger RNA, 986 nt
Organism: Olea europaea var. sylvestris
Lineage: Eukaryota; Viridiplantae; Streptophyta; Magnoliopsida; Lamiales; Oleaceae
Exons: 4
Coding region: 1-708 (235 amino acids)
Source: RefSeq, a predicted model, not a curated record
AUGGAUAUAGUUUUUUCUGUAAAUCUCAUUGUGAAGAAAUCAUUGAUAGCAACAUUCUCAAAUCAUUAUGAAAUUAUUGCAAUCCAUGUAGUAAGUCGAGAAUGUGUAGGGCUGAUGAACAUGACCCAUCAUAUCCAAACAUCAUAUGAGUUAACUUCAACAAAAGAUAGCCAAACAGUUUUGUAUGAAAACAAUUCCACUUCUAUUGUUCAACUUAAAGAAUUACUAUGGGGCCAAAACAAGGGCAUAGGGUUUAGGGCUCAACAAAACCAGACAAAAGGCAAAGCAAAUCUUAUACAAUCAGGCGAGGCUGUGAAAUUUGCCGAAGAGACACAAUAUACAGGUUACACAGAGAAGAUGGCAAAAUCGAUGAGAUCGAAGAGGGAGAAGAGGCUGAGGGCCAUUAAGAGAGAGCUCGUAGAACCCAUUUACGACAAGAAAGCCGCCGCCAAGCUUGCCGCCCAGGAGGCCGCCCUCGCCGCCCCCAAGCUACCCGUAAAGUUCACUCCCACCACUUCCGCCAGCAAUAUGGAUGUCACCGCCUCAACUACCUCUUUUAUUGAUAAAAACACGGAUGUGGAGAUGACUGAUGGAAAUCAAAAUUUGAAAGCAUUGAAACCCAUCGGUAAAAAGCUGAAAAAGAAAAUCAAGAUUGCCAAACGGAAGCAUCAUGGCAAAGGAAAGAUCAGAAGGAAGCAUAAUGUUUGAAUGCAUAUAGCUACCAAUAUUAAUGAUUUCCUUGGUGCUGAAUUGAAUUUGACAUUACCUUUGUUUACAGAGGCAUCUGCUAUUCCUUCCAAUUAACCGAAGGAAGAAUGUCUAUGUUCAGGAACCUUAUUCAAACAAACCUGUCUUGCUACGUAAUGUGUAAACUAUGUCAUACUUAAUUCCUGAAUUUUUUUUUGACAGUAUUGUUGUGUUGCUUCCGUUUGAGAUCUUUUGAAUAUCAUACAAGACAGGACCUAUGAAAAUUCUCUCUAGCAUAA